This is a messenger RNA of Thamnophis sirtalis, 2935 nucleotides long. NCBI's taxonomy places the organism in Eukaryota, Metazoa, Chordata, Lepidosauria, Squamata, Natricidae. The record is from RefSeq and is a predicted model, not a curated record.
UACCGAGCCAGUGCGAACCGGCUGAAUCCCGCCACCGAUUUCUGAAAGCAUGCUAACUGGGGGGUCCCGGGUGUCGGAGUGCCCCUAUCUUAAAGGGGCCGAGGUUGGGCAGGUCCCUCCGGAGCAAGCGUGUCACGGCGAGCCCUCCGGCCUUGUCUUCCAGCUGCGUCUGGACGAAGCCCAGGAAGCGGAGUGCCAGGUCUUGAAGAUGCAACUACAGCAGGAACUGGAGCUGCUCAACGCCUACCAGAGCAAAAUCAAGAUGCAGGCCGAGGCCCAGCACGACCGGGAGCUGCGCGAACUGGAGCAGAGGGUGUCCCUACGGAGGGCCCUCCUGGAGCAGAAGAUCGAGGAAGAGAUGCUGGCUCUACAGAACGAGCGCACGGAACGGAUCCGGGGCCUGCUGGAGCGCCAGGCGCGGGAAAUCGAGGCCUUUGAUUCGGAGAGCAUGCGCCUGGGCUUCAGCAACAUGCUGCUCUCCAACCUCUCCCCCGAGGCCUUCAGCCACAGCUACCCCGGAGCCUCCAGCUGGUCCCACCACCCUUCGGGGGGUCCGGGCCCUCCCUGGGGCCACCCCAUGGUAGGCCAGCCUCAGGCCUGGGGCCAUCCCAUGCAAGGGGGCCCCCAGCCGUGGGGACACCCCUCAGGGCCCCUGCAGGCGGUGCCUCGGGGUGGCUCACUUGGGGUCCGUAACAGCCCCCAAGCCCUGAGGCGGACGCCUUCCGGGGGACGGACUGAGCCGGGCAUGAGUCGCAGCGCCAGCGUCACCUCACAAAUAUCCAAUGGGUCACACAUGUCUUACACAUAAUACCUUCCGUUCGGUGCCCCUUUUACGGGCUGGCCGCCCUGCCGGCACCGUCUGCCCGCCCAAAGGAACUGCCGACAGGCCUCUUCCCCCCCAGGAACCGGUCCCGGGCAAGCGCAGGCUCCGGGUACCGUUCGGUGGGCCUGUCUUGCGCGGCAAGCAUUGCGUUCCGCGUUUGCUAUUUGGGAUGUCAUAGUAUUUGGCUGUAGUGUGGCUCUCUCACCUGACACGCACCGGCUUUAAGGAAGCUCCGUGCGGGCAUGAGGGGUAGGAAUGCCUCCCCCUCUUCAGGGCUGUGGGGAGAGUGGGGUCCCCGCCUCCCCUGCAGCUCAAGGAGGAAGGCGAGAGCGUCCCCCCUUUACCUCCGAGGGUGACUUUGUCCAGGGGGCCUGGAGUCCCAGCUCCCUUUCGCCCGUGUCGGUCUACCUGCCCCCCCAACACCCCCGCCAUGGGGUUCCUUGUAGGGAGGGGCCCAAGCAAAGCAGCUGCCCAGGACCUUGCCCAUCAAAAGAGGCCGCCCCCCCCCCCCAGGCCCGCGGGCUUUUGCGCGUUUUCUGUUGCACUACGACGCGCAGCCUCGCGAAUUUCCGGGCACGCGCGGCGGCUUGGACAGAACUGCACUAGUAAAAUGCACCUGCUCGAACCCCUUUGUGCAGCUCGGCCCCAGGGGCUGGGUGGCGUGCGAGUGGCCGUGAGUGCAUGCGCGCAGGGGAGGGGGAGGAGCCAGGGGGAGGGGCAGGAGAGCCUAUUUUUUCAGGGCUUAAUACUGUGACAUCUCCCCAAAGUUCAGCCUCAGAACUCCGUGCCGGCCCCCCAUUCCCGGCCGGUGCACCUGCUCUCCUUCCGAACCCUCCCGGCCCGCAGCCAACCAUGCUCAGAUGCCAGAGGUUCUUGUGAACGAUGCCAUAAAUCGCCCCCUAAAUGCCGCCGCCAAGAGACCGGGAGUCUCUGCUCCUCCUGACACUACGUUUCCCAGUUUUUAUUGGGCUUGCCACAUGAUUAUUAUUAUUGUUGUUGUUAUUAUUAUUAUUUUUCUCGUUUACACGUCCAACCGCAACCGUUUGUAAGGGUUUGACUUGCCACGGGGAGUUGCGGCUGCUGCUGCCGGCGACUGGAGAGGUUGGUCGCGGGGCAGGGCCGAGUGGGUGCCAGUCCUUGCCAAGCCCGUGUCGAGCGGGCGCCUCGGUUUCUGUGGGCGACUCGGCCUCCGGGGAGCCACGCGGGGCCCGUCGCGGCCCCAGAGGGAGCUGGCUCUCGGUACCUUCUAUGCCACGGCAGGGAAGGGGGCCUGGCUUUUAGCGCCCGUGGGGUCCCCGGGAGCAGCUGGUUCUUCAGCUUGGUCAAAUCGCUACCAGCUGUGCCACCCGGCGUUCUGUUGUACAUUAUUUUUCUUGCACACUUAAAAGCAAACACUAGCUACUAACUUUAGGAUUUGCCUUUUAACACACCUAUAGGGCUCAGAAACGUAAAAGUUUUUUUUUUUUUUAAAUGUCUCCCCGUGACAUACCUGUAUAGAAGAAUAUACUCUCGUACGUGUCACACUUUCAAUCUCUCUUUUUUUAAAAUCGGUGUGACUUUUAAUUUAGCUAAAUUAAAACACACACACACAAACACACCACUCCAGCUCCUUCGGUUCGGCUACAUCUUCCGCCUCCCACCCGCCCCCCCCAUCCCACUUCGGCUUCUGACUGGGGAGCAGAAGGGGGCCUGGAGCCUGGCCUGAAAAAUGGGAGGGGGACAGAAGACACACACACACACACACACCGCUCCCUGAAUGGGGCACAGCUAUAGUGGCCAACAUGGGGGGGGGGGGAAGAGCAACAGAGCCCCCUGACUCGAUGUAAGUCCUUGGGUUGCUGCGAGCUCUCUUUUGGGGUGGGGGUCUGCACUGCUCAGCCAAUGAACCCGUUGCAAGGAGGGAGGGGAGGGGGGCAGUGGCCCCACACACCCAUCGUCCUCGACCAAGGACCACCAAGCCCAAACUCCUUGCCCAGGUGGCAUCUUUAAGGCUUUCCUCAACUCCUCCAGAUGCCCCUUCUGCCACGCGACCUCGGUUAUUUGAGGGAGGGGCCAGCAGACCCUCCCCGACCCAGGAGUUGCACUCUGGACAUGCCCAGCAGCCCCCCCAUC